GUAUCAUUAAUAAAGGAAAAUCGACAAGUGAGCAUGCAAUGAAAUGCAUUGAUUUGAAUUCAACAGCUGAAAGGUAAAGAAGAACAGAAAAUUGAGGAUAAAGUUCGAGAAGCCGAAAGGGAAACGAAGCAAUUAGAAAUGAAAGGGAACGACGAUUCAAUGAUUGUUUGUUCGUAGAAACCGAUUCUCUCGGUCGAGUUUAGCGAAGAAAAUUGAAAGCAAAUGAAGUGUUCAGAUCAGUUUCAAGUUAACUCAAGGCGCAUUUCAUUGUUAGGUCACUUUUCAAAAGUAAAGUCAUCCAAAUAAAUAUUUUCCAAUGUUUAUC
Messenger RNA from Clunio marinus, 325 nucleotides. The record is from the annotation of a GenBank genome assembly. Lineage: Eukaryota; Metazoa; Arthropoda; Insecta; Diptera; Chironomidae.